Molecule: messenger RNA, 1428 nt
Organism: Aspergillus oryzae RIB40
Lineage: Eukaryota; Fungi; Ascomycota; Eurotiomycetes; Eurotiales; Aspergillaceae
Exons: 13
Coding region: 1-1428 (475 amino acids)
Biological process (GO): transmembrane transport; carbohydrate transport
Cellular component (GO): membrane
Molecular function (GO): carbohydrate:proton symporter activity
Source: RefSeq, a predicted model, not a curated record
AUGACAUUUCUUGUUGGAAAGCCGCUGACUCUGGCCAUCACGGCCACUGCUGGCAGUGGCUUCCUUCUUUUCGGUUAUGAUCAAGGUGUCAUGUCAGGUCUCCUGUCGGGAGACGCGUUCGUUCGAACAUUUCCCGAGAUUAACACCAACACGGGUGCCAAUGGCAGCGCGACUUUGCAAGGAACUGUUGUUGCCAUCUAUGAGAUUGGCUGUUUCCUGGGCGCCCUCAUGGCCCUAUUUUGGGGUGAGAAGGUUGGACGUCGCAUGUGUAUCAUGGCUGGCUGUGUGAUCCUCUCAAUUGGUGCUGCCCUGCAAUGCAGUGCUUUCAGUAUUCCCCAUAUGAUCGUGGGUCGAAUUGUGGCAGGGAUUGGAAACGGACUCAACACUAGUACUAUCCCGGUUUGGCAUUCCGAACUGAGUAAGCCUGAGAGCCGAGGGAAAGGGCUCGCUAUUGAACUGUGUAUCAAUAUUUUCGGGGUCAUGACGGCGUACUGGGUCGACUAUGGCAUGAGCUACGUCAAGAACGACGCCCAAUUUCGCUUCCCUAUUGCCCUUCAGAUUCUCUUCGCUAUCGUCACUUUCAUUGGCAUCAUUGGCUUGCCCGAAUCACCUCGUUGGGAUGUCGCCGAAAUCACACAGGCUAUCAGGGAGGAACAAGCCGCUACAGAAGAGAGUUCGUUCAUGAUGGUGUUCAAAAACGGUCCCCAGAAGUUUCUGCAUCGGACACUCCUGGGUAUGGGCGGACAGAUGAUGCAACAGUUGUCCGGUGUGAACCUGAUCACCUAUUACAAUACCGUUAUCUUCGAAAAGUCUGUCGGAAUGAGCCACAACUUGGCGCUGUUAUUGGCAGGCUUCAAUGGUGUGGCGUACUUUGUGUCAACCUUGGUCCCUAUCUGGACGAUUGAUCGGCUCGGUCGUCGGAAGCUGAUGCUUUUCGCUGUGAUCGGACAAUGUGCGUGCAUGGCUAUCCUGGCCGGCACAGUCUGGGAUGGUGGUCAUGCCGCAGGUCUGGUAGCCACUGUCAUGCUGUUCCUGUUUAACUUCUUCUUCGGAGUGGGUUUGCUUGCGAUUCCAUGGCUCUUGCCUGCGGAAUACUCGCCGUUGGCCACUCGUACCCGAUCCGCAGCAUUGGCUACGGCAACCAACUGGAUCUUUACAUUCUUGGUGGUGGAAAUCACUCCCGUCAGCAUUGACAACGUUGGGUACCGCACUUAUAUCUAUUUUGCAGUGUUCAACUUCUGCUUCAUCCCUCUCAUCUAUUUCUUCUACCCCGAGACGCGCAACCUCACUCUGGAACAAAUCGACCACUUGUUUACUGGCGAGAAGGUGAAACUUCAUUGGCACGCAUCGAUGGGCGUUGCUGGCGAUGCGGAGCGUCGCGUGGGAGAGAAGGAUGCCGAACUUGCUGGUGUCCAGCAUGUAGAAUAG